This is a messenger RNA of Chondrus crispus (carragheen), 1620 nucleotides long. RefSeq lists its product as hypothetical. Bases 1 to 1620 code for a protein of 539 amino acids. The record is from RefSeq and is a predicted model, not a curated record. Lineage: Eukaryota; Rhodophyta; Florideophyceae; Gigartinales; Gigartinaceae. The transcript has a single exon.
AUGUGCGCCGAACGUGGCUGCCAUCCUAUGCAAGACCGUUCCGCCCUCCAGUCGUGUGCCACGCUUCUCGUACCAUGCCAGACCCGUCUUUCCGUGGUCGCCGGCCACUUCAUCGAGCUCGCGACUGAUGACGCCUCCAACCACAUGCGCACCGGAAGAUACGUUUACUUUUCAUCAAGCAGGGAGCUCGUCAAGGUCUCCAAAGUCCGCGGCCCGGUCACCGCCGCCAUGCUCUCCUCCGUUUGCAUUAACAGGAUAUGUCCCAUUGGCUCAGGCAGCAUUGUCCAGGACCAUGUCGUCGUCUCCUUUCCAUGGCACCGAAACGCGGGAAAAGUCCCUGCGCGCUGCGUCGCCCACUCGAGGACCCUUUCGUAUUCUAAGAUGCUACAGACGGCCAAAGAUGCGGGAUUCGCGGGAUAUGGCGGCGUCGGCGAUGUCAUGCCCCUCACCCCAGAGUCGGGUAUUGCGAGGGUGCUGGAAAACUCGUUUCAUGGCAUUGGCUCCUUUGGCGUUUUUGCCUCUACUAUCGUCCCGUCGCGGUUCGGCUUUGGCGCAGAGGCCGAAGGCCAUCGCACGCCGUUCGAGGUCGGGCAAUGGGCUGUGCCAUCGCAUAUGUUGUCGUGCCGCAAUUUCCGAACCCUUCUUCUGGGGAUAGAGGCUAACGAUAUCACAUCAUUGCGCUCGCACUUUGUCACCAUGUACGGGCAUGUGAAUGCCCAAGGGACUAGGCCAUUGCGGAGUAGUGUGAAUUUGAGUCAUAGACAGAAUCAAGGGGCCACAGGGGAGGCAGAUAUUCGCGGACAUCAACGACUGGAGCCUGGGGCGCCUACCCAGAGUUCUGUGCGUUCAAUGGAGUUGCUAUCUCUGUCUGCUGAGAAUAGCGGCGUGGCUCCCAUCACUGAAGCAGAAGCUUUUAGAGGGGCGAGGACGACGGGUAUCGGAAGCAACCCUCAACCGCCACCACCUUUCGCUAUGGGGGCACCACGGGCCGAGACAAAUGUAACGGGAAUGGGAGAAGUGCGUGGCGGGCCAUCAUCACAAAAAGGAGGUCGAGAUAUGGGUUCUCUGCCAACAUUCGGUUCCUCUGGUCUGCUACUCCCCAUUCAACCGCAGAUGGACGUCCCUCGGACACAAGCAUUCUCUUCUGCCGUUGACGAAGCGUUGAAAGUGGGUCCUAGUUCUGUUGUAGAUACAAUUGAAGCGGCUGUGUCUGUAGAGCCUGUAGCAAGCUCACCUGGUGUGCAUACCGGGGCGACAUCGGCACUCGUCGCUCCUGGUGGCCCGAGUAGCGGGAUCACACCCGCGUCGGUGGGCGGAAGGGUUCAGGAGGGAGGAGAGAAGAAGAGCGAGGUAGUUUCUGUAAGCGCUCCCACAUUUAAGAAGACGCUUCCAGCGCCGACCAAGAACGAGAUUGUAAUUAGGAAUCGGAUAUCUGCACAGAGAAGCAAUGAAAAGCGGCGACGGAAAAUCGAGGCGACGCGGACUGAACUCGCAUAUCUGCGGACGACGUAUUUGCCCCAAUUGCAACACAGACGGGGUAGUCUGCUCACCGAGAACCAAACUCUUCGGCAGAGGUUUAUGGAAAAGUACCAACAACAAGGAAUUGAGUCGUUUUUUUAG